Molecule: messenger RNA, 717 nt
Organism: Suhomyces tanzawaensis NRRL Y-17324
Lineage: Eukaryota; Fungi; Ascomycota; Pichiomycetes; Serinales; Debaryomycetaceae
Exons: 1
Coding region: 1-717 (238 amino acids)
Source: RefSeq, a predicted model, not a curated record
AUGGUCCACUAUCCCGAAGUCUCGAAACUCAAGGACAAGUACUCGCCCCAGAAACGAAUCCCACCAUUGAAUGCCACCAAGCUUUCUGCCACCGGCAACUCCCACGACAAGAAAAGAGGAGGCUUCUCUCCUAUACGAAGAAGCGGUUCCCCAGUCAGACGAUUGAAUAUCACCCAACUAGAGCAGGGAACGGUAGCAGAGGCUACCAAAAGCACCGUGGAACCGAAUUCGGGUCGUCUCAAGCGGGGCAGGGAUGAAACAGAGCCAGAUCUGAUAUCGCUCCCCUCCAAUCUAGGAGCAAUCGAAGCAAGAAAACCCAAUCUUGAAGGUCCAUCGACCAAAAGGUCUAGAGCAGUGACAUUCAGCCCAGAGGUCGAGUGUAGAGUGGUUGAAAAUACUUCGUACAUGGAAGAAGAUUCCAUCGAACAAGAACAGCAAAUAGCUGCCCUCAAACAACCGAAUAAUUCUAAUGGGGAACAGAAAACGGCCAGAUCCCCUCAAUUGGGAUCCAACACAGACGAGAUGUACCAGGAAAUGGUCUAUAAACUUGACAAUUUCGUCACCACCGUCAACCAGAGGCUCGAUUCCCUUCAGGCCAACCAGAGCUUGAUCUUGAAACAGCUAGCAACGCACAGAAACGACGAACUACACCAAAAAUGCGAGUCUCUCCAGAAUUCAAUGAAUGAGCUUAUUGAUGCUAUCAAGAAGCCAAGUUAA